GCGAUAUAUCGACGAGGAAAUGGAGGAAGAAUUGAGCGCGGAUGCCUCUGAAACUGGCGAUAUUUUCCUGAACAUGCGACACGACGACCGUGCAUAUGGCCAACCCGUUAUUGGCGAGGAGUCAGACCUGAUGAUGCUGCAAACACCUGCGGCGACAGCUAGAGUGCGCAAGGAAGCUGAGAGCAUAUUUAGCCAGUCCACUCGCUUUAGGCCUACGAGAAACCACGAGCUUCAAUUCGCCACCAUUGCCAAAGAUAUCUAUACGUAUCAAGAGCCUGCCCGAAUCACAGAGAGCCCGGAUUUGAUCCUAAAGACCGAAAACUUGGUUUGCCAGCUAUACAACGAUGGGGUUGGCGCGCACGAGGACACGGAAAGACUGGAAAACUCACUUGCCAACAUCACCUACCGACUAAUCCAACUAUGGACAGAGUACACCGAGGAGCUUCCUCCGCCAGAAGGCGAAGAUCUGGCCACCAUUGGACCGCCGGAAGGCGCCGACCCGUUUGAAAAAGCUGCCUAUGUUGCCCAUCUGAUUCUCCGUAUGCACCAUGCUCGUUUUGACACAAAAACCGAGGACGACAAGGUACCACCACUGCCAGAAAUUCUCUUUGACUGGUUACAAAGCAGCCACAACUUGUUUCCCAACCAAGUUCGAGAGAUUUCCCGGUAUAAGCCCAGCCCUGCGUGCCACAGCUUGUACUGGCAGACUCUGAGAAAUGCGCUGCUACGGGGCGACGUAACCGGAGCACAGCAGCUUCUGAGAAAUGCCGGUUGGGAGCAUGUUCGCCGAGGGCCUCUGGGCGGCCCAACGUACACUGGCAAGGCUCUUGAAAACGUACGACGAUUUGCAGAGGCUACGUGUGAGAUGCUUGACCAAUGCCCCGCAGCGCGGAACGACUGGGAGAUUCUGGAUAGUAGCUGGACUCUAUUCCGAGUCCAAGCUCGAGGCUCUCUGGAUCGACUCACUCUGUUUGCUGAAGGCAAAGAUACUAGCCUACUGGAUUCUCUCAACGACGGAGUCGACACGUCCAUGUCAGCAAUGGCCAAGAAAGCGUCGAGCCAGAUUCCCUGGGAUAUUUACGAAAAUUUACAGACUGUAUAUGACAUUGUCCUGGGACAGACUGAAGCCAUCUUGGAGACGGCACAGGAUUGGUGCGAAGCAACAGUUGCACUGUUUGGCUGGUGGGAUGAGGGUGUUCAGCGCCCCAAGAGCCUGGUGCAAUCACAGUUUGGCGUAUCGCCCGGCAGCUUUACAGACUCUGAGGACUACUUUGAUCGACUUGUAACGGUGUUCAACGUUGUUAUCCAAUCUGGCCUGAGCCCUAACACAAUGAAUCCCGUAGAGGUUGCCCUUGCAUCUGCCUUUGAAGGCAACGUUCACGCUGUCAUUGGAUGCCUGAGAACUUGGUCUCUACCAGUAGCCUGCUCAGUGGCGGAAAUCGCUUCUUUGGGCAAAUGGCUUCCGCUUCAAGAAUCUGCGAAGCCGCUGCCGGCUGAUAGUCUGGACAUUGACGAUUUAAUGCUUCUUGGAGUUGGCCAGCCUACUACUGACGAUGUCGAGGGCAUCAAAGACACAACUCUUGUUAUCUAUGCGAGAGAGCUGGCAGGAAUCGAGCACCUAUCGCCACAGCGAGAUGGCUGGGAGAUGGCCAUCCAGGUGCUUGGACGGAUGGACGUUCCGGAAAAAUCGGAGGAAACAGUUGGUGAAUUACUGAGAGACCUUUUGGCAACGUUGGAUGAAAACUCUAGCACAACGGUUGAUAAGAUGUGGAGGCUGUUGAGCGAUCUGGGCAUGAUGAAUUAUGCUGAGGAGACUGCAGAGACAUUUGCCGAGAUUUUGUCAAAAGAAUCUCACCGAUACGGCGAGGCUCUUUGGUAUUUUGCGCUAUCUCACCGUACCGACCGAGUUCGUGAAGUGCUGAACCUUCUCAUGUCUUAUUCGCUGGUGCAAUCCACAGUAUAUCCUGCCGAGAAAGACCUUGACGAAGAUCUCAAGGGCCUGCUUCGCAACAGAUCAGAAACCUUGGAAGAGAAGGCAAAGGUUGAUCUGGAAGCCGCCCAGGUGCUCGGGCGCAUGCUUAGCGGCUACGCUACGUUGCGCAAGUUCUACGAGAUUAGAGACGAGAUUGGAAAUAUCGAAGAAACUUCGCCAUCUAGGGCUCUUGCCAUGAAGAAGCAAGCCGCGUUCGCGUUGGUGGCUGUCGUCUCUAGCUCAGGCGACAACAUCCGCGGCGGGCUCUACGACGAGACGAGAGAUGCUGUGGUCAGUGAAGACUUUUUGCUGGCUCUGCUUGGCGAAACAACAGUCUUCAUCAACCAGUCGCCCUCUGUCAUCUCUCUCGAGCAGCUGGACAUUCUGCUCAAGGCGAUUGAGGAUAUUCAAGCGGUGGGCACUAGAGUGUAUUCGACGUGUGAAGAGUUUUUCAACCUGGUGCUCGCGUCAGGACAUGGUUUGAAGGGGUCUACACCUUCAGACCUGAUAAAGUCGACAAGUUCGCUAAGUGGUAGCACAUAUAUGAUGAGCGGCAGUUCACUUCUUGCUAGCCAUAUGCAAAAGUCUAUCAUGGGAGGAGGCAAAGUGAAUAGGGGAUGGGAUUGGAGGAAAGGCUGGCUUGCUAACACCAAGGGAGAAGAUGUGAUUCGCAAGCUGAGAUUAGGCUUGGCCAAAGACUUGGCGUCACUAUGGCUGGACGAUGCGGAUGGGGUUGCAAUUUACUAGAAGAGGGGAAAAAAAAAAGAAAGCAAGGGGACGAUAGACCGGGAUGGAACAAAUGGAUAUAUAGGUACUCCGUACUACAUGAUGGAAUUGGGAUUGAGGCGAUGAUACAUGAUGUUUAGCAGGGUUGAGAUACCCAUAUAAUACUCGAAAUGAGAAAGAUAUGCGGAG
Messenger RNA from Trichoderma atroviride IMI 206040, 2887 nucleotides. RefSeq lists its product as uncharacterized. Gene Ontology annotation, cellular component: nuclear pore outer ring. Gene Ontology annotation, biological process: positive regulation of DNA-templated transcription; mRNA export from nucleus; protein import into nucleus. Gene Ontology annotation, molecular function: structural constituent of nuclear pore. Lineage: Eukaryota; Fungi; Ascomycota; Sordariomycetes; Hypocreales; Hypocreaceae. The record is from RefSeq and is a predicted model, not a curated record.